Messenger RNA from Sinocyclocheilus grahami, 1954 nucleotides. RefSeq names its product platelet-activating factor receptor-like. The transcript is spliced from 2 exons. Gene Ontology annotation, biological process: chemotaxis; G protein-coupled receptor signaling pathway. The coding region runs from base 851 to 1936 and encodes 361 amino acids. Gene Ontology annotation, cellular component: membrane. Gene Ontology annotation, molecular function: G protein-coupled purinergic nucleotide receptor activity; platelet activating factor receptor activity. The record is from RefSeq and is a predicted model, not a curated record. NCBI's taxonomy places the organism in Eukaryota, Metazoa, Chordata, Actinopteri, Cypriniformes, Cyprinidae.
UAAAUCUGAUGACUUCUCAGCCCCCUGUGACAUGAUAGAAUAGUGAAGUAAUUGCCAUGUUUAAGCAGUAAAUUAAUUUGGCGAGUAAAGCAUUUUUGUUUAAUAAAUAUUGUGUAUUCACCAUUCUACUACAUGUUGCAUACUCACUUCUCGCCACCUACUGGCGGAACGAUGUAUCCUGCACAAAGAGUCGCUGAACAAAUCAGAACAAACCUUUGGUGAAAGGAUUCAAACGAUUCGAAUCGCUGAGAUUAAAACAAAUGUGCUUGCGCAUUCUUGAUUGGGACAUGGACAUAAAUUAUUAUGCACAGACUGCCAAAACACAAGAGGAAAGCAUCAGUCUUCCUGACCUCUACUCGACAUCCCACUGUUCUCUUAAAGCACUCAAGUCAAAAAUAAGCACCUGGUUUGUAGGCCAAGGCAAAAACAGAACUUUCCAUUUCUAAUAUAAGCCUAAAUAUGAGCCAUGUAAGGUUAAGCGUAUGUUUAAAGACAUCAAACGCGUUCAAUUGUGUCUGUCACCGUGUGUGAACGCACCUCACAUAUCUAAUAGCAGCUGUCAACAUUAAUAGCCAAGGCUUGAAAUUCAUUUUCUAUUCGCGUCCGCGCCGACAGUAGUGCAGGUCGGGACACACACUGCGUCAAAAAAGUUGCACGUUACGAUACAGAAAUCCAAAUCUAGCACGGGAUAUCUGAAAGGCGAACAUGAGCUUCAUAACCGAAGCCCUUAACACAGUCCCACACCGGACUGAGUCUUGCUUGCUUGCUUAUUCGGCAAAAAACGUGCGGGGGGACAAACGUGUGCAAGGUUAAGCCCAAAGAAAACUGCUUUCUUCUGUUUAGUUCUCAGAUGCACAAGAUGGUGACUCCUGCCACCGCACUGACUCCUCCCACCACUGGAAAUAACAGUAAUUUCAACCAAUUCGUUGACUCAGAGUUUCGCUACACUCUGUUUCCUAUAUUCUACAGCCUGGUCUUUAUCUUUGGGUUGCUGGCCAACUGCUACGCUCUUUAUGUGCUGCACCGUAUGCGAGAGUCUAAAGCCAUGAAUGAGAUUCGAAUCUACAUGAGCAACUUGACCGUUGCAGACCUGCUGUUUGUGGUCGCUCUACCGUUCUGGAUUGACUACUUCAAGAAUCAUGGCAACUGGAAGAACUCAGAUGCCCUCUGUCGUAUCACAGGCUCGUUGUUCUUCAUCAACACAUACUGCUCUAUUCUCUUCCUUACUGUCAUCAGCAUUAACCGUUACUGGGCCGUUACCAGGCCGCUGGUGGCCGCUUCUUCUGACUGCUGGAGACGUGGAGCAAUCGUCUCAGCGUUCAUCUGGGUCGUUACUCUUGCAGCAUCAGUUAAAUACCUCACUGAUGAUGGAAUCCCGAAGAAUACGGAGAAUAACAACAUUUCUCGCUGUUUUGAGGGUUAUCAAAACGAAUCUUACUCUACAAAAUAUGCAAUGGCCGUCACGCACUUCAUCAUUAUUAGCUUAUUCUUUCUUGUUUUCUUGAUGGUGAUUAUCUGCAACAUCUCGAUCGCUCGAGCUCUUCUGCUGCAACCCAUCAGUCAGCCUCGAAGCAGCACAGGAAAACGUCCCGGUGGUACCAAGCGCAGAGCUUUAAGGAUGCUAUGUGCUGUCAUUGGCGUCUUUGUGAUCUGUUUCCUGCCCCACCACGUGGUGCAGGGUCCCUGGGUGUUGUCGGUGCUGUAUCUGAAGAAAGAUUGGAGUAAAGAAACACGGCAAAGCUUAAACGAUGCUCACCAGAUCACCCUCAUGCUUAUGGGGUUCAACUGCCUUCUGGACCCGCUGGUGUAUUGCUUCGCCACCACAAAGUUCCGCAAGUACAUCCAGAAUCAUUUCACAAAGGUCAAGAAUAACAAACACUGCUCACGCAACACAUUAAGCACGGCUGUGUCACUGAAGAGCAGACAUCAGAGUUAAUUUUUUCAUUAAAAAAAA